GGUAUUAGGUACCAUGAUAUGAAGUUCCGGAACACCCGAGCCACUGCUCAGUGAACCUCGUCUGAGCACAUGAGAAGGGGCUUUUUGGUUUGAUCACUUCAUCCCCUUCGAGUGUCCUUGCUCAAAUUCCGACCAUGUUCCAGAUGGCAUUACGCUGAGUCUCUCGAAACUAUCUCAUCGUCUCUGACGCGCUUGACACUGUCGGAAUUCAAUCUUGCAAUGGCGCCCUCCGACGGGAGGAGUGAUCAGUAUACCGCACUGCGUCAUCGACGGAAUAGAAGGGUGCCUUACGUCAAUCAAGCAUGCAUCGAAUGCAAGAGGAAGAAGAUCAAGUGCGACGGUGUUAACCCCUGCGCGGCAUGCUCACGGAAUUCAGUUACGUGCCAAUACCACCCACAGCGUCGAACUCGGCCAUCACAAUCGCCUGGCCAAGAGACGAGUCCCAUCCUUGAAUCCAGGUCAGAUCUCAUGUUUUGUGACGCAAGUAUUAAUUCACCGGAGUUCUGUGGCCCAUCAAGCUCCGAGUUCACCUUUGGAGUUGUCAAAGGCAAUCUCGAGGCCAUGGGAAUCCCGCCCGCUAUUCUGGACAAGUCUACUCCGGAGACCAACCCUGCCUCAAAUACGCCAUCUCAGCUGGCGCAAUACGGGCCACUCAUGAAGAUUCUGGCCCGAGAUCCGCUGUGGGAAAUCAGCCUUGAAGAUGCUACCAACCACAUUCAACAGUGGUUUUCGGGCACCGGCUUUCUCUACGCCGUUGUCAGUGAAGAGCAGCUGCUAAAGGUUGCUGGUAGCGUUUUUGACACUCUUCGGACUGUCAAUGUGCACGAGACGCGGGGUCGAGGAACUCUGGCAGAGUCUCUAUUCCACAGUGAUACCAACAAAUUGAAACUUAUCCUGGCCAUCUGCCUAACUUUGGAGAGCGGAAGUUGCAAUGACUUAGCUCAAAGGCUCUUUCAAAGCGCCACAGAAGCUGGCGAAGGACUUCUAUGGGGCAGAAAUUCGAUUAGCAACAUACAGAUGCUGGUACUGAUGGCACUCUACUACUAUCACCUUGAUGAAGAAGUACGGACCGGUCGCAUUAUUGGAUUUGCAGCUCGGCUCUGCCUCGAAAUGGGCUUACAUCGCAGGGCUUCCGUAGAUCACUUUGCCAAUUCGGAAGAGCAAGCAGCGGGGCUACAAACGUUCCGAUGCGUGUACAUGCUGGAGAGAAGGACGAGCCUGGGUCAGGGUAUACCGUUCUAUAUACAGGACUGCCAUGUUGACCCGACACUACUUGCAAUGAACGGACAUGAUCCGGUCAUGACCGCGCUUCUCGACUGGACCAAACUAGCGGGCAAGACGUGGUACGCUCUCAACAGCCAAGUCGAGAAAGAGAGUGAGCUCAACAUCGAUGAAAUUGACUAUCUCGAUUACCGGAUCGAGCAGUGGUACCAACUCCUGGCUGAUGACCUGAAGCUCGAACCCAUCCAGCCGGGACAGGAGGUUCGGCAUGUUCAGGCCGUGCUGUUCCUUCGCAAGAGUCACCUGCACAACUUGAUCUGUCGCCCGGUGCUUCAAUCCGCUACGCGGAUUACGCAGUAUCAGAGACAUGCUCACAAGGCCGUCGCGGUUGCAAGGGAGUCGCUGCAGGUGCUCUCGAGCCUCAACGAAAACACCGCCAUCAUCAAGCGCAACCCGCUUUUUUUCAAACACCUCUUGCUGACUGCCUUUGGCAACCUGUUGCUGGCAGUCGUGAAUGCCAGCUCCAUGUUCUGCGAUAAGGUCACUGUUGAGUUUGACAUUGCGCUGGAGAUGAUCAGAACCUUAAGCAACAGGUCGGCGCUGCUGCUGACUCUCUGGGAGCGACUUCAAGGCCUACGUAAACUCACAGCACAGCUGUCCGCAUCCUCGGCCACUUCAUCAGGUAGUAGCGCGCCAGGUGAACAAAGACAGGGUGUUGAAAGUCCUUCUGAUGCUUUGUUGUUUGGAAAUAUGGGAGAUAUGAUGGUUUUUGACCAGCUUAACGGUUUCUUUGAUCUUACACCCAUGUCCACGGAUUGCGCAACGGGCAAUUGGACUUUUCCGAUUGGCGAUUGAGCAAAUUCCGGCCGCUUCCGAACCGGAACUAACAGCGGGGUCAAACUAACUCCGGUCAUCCUGUCAAAGCAAGCAGUUAUUAAUCUCCAAAC
Molecule: messenger RNA, 2168 nt
Organism: Colletotrichum acutatum
Lineage: Eukaryota; Fungi; Ascomycota; Sordariomycetes; Glomerellales; Glomerellaceae
Exons: 5
Coding region: 220-2076 (618 amino acids)
Biological process (GO): DNA-templated transcription; positive regulation of transcription from RNA polymerase II promoter by galactose
Cellular component (GO): nucleus
Molecular function (GO): RNA polymerase II cis-regulatory region sequence-specific DNA binding; zinc ion binding; DNA-binding transcription factor activity, RNA polymerase II-specific
Source: RefSeq, a predicted model, not a curated record